AUUUUGAUAUAGUGAUAUCUUAUAGUUUCAUAGUGGUUCAGUUGUCUUACUUAAUACUUCAUCUUCUUACGUGUCAUAGGAAAUACCCAGAAAACUAGUCUUGAUUUAAUAUUUAAAAUAGAUACCUACUUAUAUUAAAUUAAUUAAUUUUGAAAAUGACAGGACGUGCAUUACAUUUUGUGUUUAAAGUAGCCGAGAGAACAAAAACUAUCAAGUUCUACAGAGAACUGUUGGGAAUGAAAGUAAUAAUAGUGUAUAUUAUAUAACUAUUUUUAGUAUUUUCAUUUAUUUAAAAAAUACAUUUUCCAUAAUAAAUAUACCUAAAUAUUGUAUUUAUUUAGAUUUUGAGACACGAAGAGUUCACUGAAGGUUGUGAAGCUGCAUGUAAUGGGUAAAUAUAUUAAUAUAAUAAUAAUAUUAUAACUGUUAAUAGUAUAAAGUAUGGUUAACUUACAAACCCUCAUAGAGUAAAACAUAUAGUAUAGCAUACCUACUACCUAUUUAAUUAUUAUCUAUGUUAUAGACCAUACGAUAACCGUUGGAGUAAAACUAUGAUGGGUUACGGACCAGAAGAUACACAUUUUGUGAUAGAACUAACCUACAAUUAUGGUGUUGAUGAUUAUAAACUUGGAAAUGAUUUUCUUGGCAUUACAUUAAAAUCUUCAAAAGUACUAGAAAAUGCUAAAACUUUUGGUUGGCCCAUUGAAGUAGAAGACGAUACUUCUUCAUAUGUUGUAGCACCUGGUGGAUAUAAGUUUUAUGUGAUUGAUGAACCUCAACCUGUUGAUAAAGGUAUGUUUAUAAACCCAAAAUAUAUUAAUUUAAAUAAUAAUAAUAAUAAUAUGGUCUAAUUUUAACCAUAGAUCGUAUAAAAAUAUAUAUAAAUAGGUAAAUUAUGCUAUAACCUAUGUUAACAUGUUGUGUAUAAUUUGAAGUUAUUUGUUUAAUUUUGUUAUAAUUUUACUAACAAAUAAAAAAAAAAAAAAACAAAUAGAUAAAAUAUUACUUUUUUUAAUUAGUUCUUUUUGUUAAAAAGAUUGCAAUCGUGGAAAAAAAAGUUAUGUUAAUAAAACUUAAGGGUUUGGGUUUAGACAGAAUUUUGAUUGAUAAACAAGUUUACUAGGUUUUGAUGGAUGUGAUUUUAAAUGUUCUGAAAAUGAUAUAGAUAUGCUAUGAUAGAUAAAUAAAAAACACCAUAUUUUUGUUCAUUGAUAUUGCAACUGGUCAUAACCGUCAUAACCUAGUAAACUUAUUCAUCAGUUAAAAUUAAAUUUUACCAAACCCUACCCUAUGUUUUUGUCUAACUUUUCAAUAUAAAACGUCAUAUUUGUGCGUAAAAAUAACCAAACUUCUUCCCCUAGUGAAUAUUGGACAGAAGAAAUCUUACCAUUAAAGUGGUCAUUAUAUAUAAAAACAUAUUCUAAUUUUACAAAAUUAGAACAUUUUGAAAUUCAACUCCUUAAACUAAAUUUUAAAAUUAAUUUAUGUGUAAUUAUUAAUUAUCAUCAAUCUUUAAAUAAUUUAGUCUAGGUCCUACUAUAUAAUAUGUAUAGUUAUAUAUGCCAAUGUAAAUUAAUAUUUGUAUCGUUUGUAAAUAAUUAAGUUAAAUUAAAUUAUUUUAGAUCCUAUUGUUAAUGUCAUGUUAUCAUCUACAAAUUUAACAAAUUCUGUGAAAUUUUGGAAUGGCAUACUUGGUUUGAACAUUUUUAAUCAAACAGAAUCUUUGGUAGAAUUAGGAUUUGAUGAUGAUCAAGCCAAACUUAAAUUAAGAGAUAUCGGUAGGUCAUUUUUAAAUACUUAUUUUAUGAACAACGAGUUUUAAAAUUGAUACAUUUUUAUAAUAAUAAUAUUUUGAUAAUAUGAUUGUAGGAGAGCCAAUUAAUCACGCAACAGGAUAUGGAAGAAUAGCGUUUUCAGUUCCUACGUCUGAUUUAGAAAGUUACCAAAAAAAAGCAAAAGAUAAUCAUUAUACAAUUUUAACUCCUUUCGUAACUUUAGACACACCAGGGAAAGCCUCAGUGUCUGUUGUGAUAUUUGCUGACUCUGUAAGUAUUAAUUAUUUCAGUACCUAUUAAAGUACCUUUAUUUAAAUUUCAAUGUAUGCUUUAUGUGAUGACUAAAGCUAGGUGGGUGCUUAAAAAAAUUAAUUUACAAAAUUUUUAAAGUAAUUAAUUCAUGUUAUUCUAUUAUUCUAUUUUGUUUACAGGAUGGUCAUGAAAUUUGUUUUGUUGGAGAUAAAGAAUUCAGGGAGUUAUCUCAGUUUGAUCCGAAUGCAGAAAAGCAAUUAGAUAAAUAUAUUGUUAAAGAUGAAGCAAGAAAAUUAAAAAAUUAAAUUCUAAAGAUUAAAAUCUAUAUUUAUUAUACUUAUUUUCUAUUAAAUAUUUUUAUAUUUAUGUUUUUUGAAAUUUUUAAAAGUAACCUAAAUUUAUUUGUAUAAAUAUUAUAGUUUUAUAUUUUGUUAUUAUUUGUGAUUCUCAUAAGGAAGGUGUUUGUUUUAAAAAUUAAUUCAAUAUGCAUAUAAUAUAAAACCUUUAUCAUUUUCA
This is a messenger RNA of Cinara cedri, 2543 nucleotides long. The record is from the annotation of a GenBank genome assembly. NCBI's taxonomy places the organism in Eukaryota, Metazoa, Arthropoda, Insecta, Hemiptera, Aphididae.